CAUGUUCGUCAUCGGCGGCGGGUGAAGGAAGCAAAAGCAUAACAAGAGGUCAAUCAAAUCACUCCACGUCUCCACCUUAAUUUCCUCGAAGAAUAGUCACAGAACCCACCACAAUUCACAAAGCUCUACCUACUACCCUCUUGCAAUUCCUCAAUUUGAUUUCUUGAAUUGCUUGAUCAAUCAAUGGUACUGGUGUAGUGUGAUGGGCUGAACAAAUUUGUUAGGUUUUCCCCAAUUUAUUGUUUCGAUUUUCAAUGUCAACAAGAUGAUGAAACCCAUGUUUGAGUCUGGAAACCAAGAUGCUGAUGAUGGUAGUGGAGACACUAAUGGGAAUAAUGGUGAGCAGCUGCUGCAUGACAUUGAAGAAAUAAGCAAAGCUCUUUACUUGCACAAUACCCCUUUUAAGGCUUCAUUCUCCUCGGUCGAUAAUCGAUCUAAGUCUGCUGGAAAGACUCGUGUGUCGAAACGUCAAGUUGACUCUACCACGAGGUUUCGAAGAGAAGAUCUGUUUCCCAGGGACAAGAAGUUUUUGUCUUCAGCAUGGAUCUGGAAGAAGCCCUUGAAGGCUUUGGCCCAUGUUGGUCAUCAAAAGUUUAAUUGUUGCUUUAACCUUCAUGUCCACUCAAUUGAGGGGUUGCCGUUGAAUUUCAAUGGCAUUAGCUUAAGUGUGAACUGGAAAAGGAAGAGCAGCAUUUUACGGACGCGCCCGGCAAGGGUUCUCAAGGGAGCUGUCGAGUUCAACGAAACUUUGACACAUAGAUGUUCUAUUUAUGGUGGCCGCACAGGGUCUGGUCACGCUCUCAAGUACGAGUCCCGGCGUUUCUUGAUUUAUGCUUCCAUUGUUGGGGCACCUGAACAUGACCUCGGGGACCACCAUGUUGAUGUCACAAGGAUUUUACCUCUGACUUUAGAAGAGUUAUUGGGUGAUAAAAGAUCAGGGGCAUGGAGCACUAAUUUUAGGUUGGCAGGAAAGGCUUUAGGAGCUAGCUUAAAUGUUAGUUUCAGUUAUCAAGUGAUGAAUGAUGAGUUGAUCGGACUUGGUGGCAAUAAUCUGAAUGAUCAUAACCUUAGUAACUUAAAUGUUAUGGGUUGUACUCCUAGCAAUAGGGAAGUAAAGCUUUGGCAAGGUGGGAGUUUUCCACAUGAUGUAUAUAAUGGAUCGGUCCUCCCUUCUCAUUCCAAUGGUGAUAUGUUACCCCAUGAAGCAUUGUUGAAAUCUGGCUUUAGUAUUUCCAAAUCAAUGACUAUACUAUAUCAAAAACUUGAUGAGGGGAACUUCCAUACUUCAGAAUCAGAAGACUCAGAACAUUUGGAACCACUUAAAUCCCAAAUUCUUCUGAAACCAGACUCACCUCGAGAAUCAAAUCUAGACGACUCUGAUGAUACUGAAUUUUCCAUUACUGAACAAGGAAUAGAAACACUAGAAGAGGAUUCCUUGAAACUUGAUCAGACAGGAGUUCAAACAUUUGAUAUGUCAACAGUCGAAAUCAUUGAUGUGGAUGAGAUUCUUAAGGAUGAUGACAUAUUUGAUGAGAAUAACACAAGCUUUGAUUCAAUGGAUGCCAUAUGCAGUAGUUAUGUGAAUGGGGCCAUAGCAGAUGACAGCAAACAUAUAUGCAUGAAGAUUGUGGAUACAGUUCCUGAGACAUCAGAUUCUUUUGGCAAAGAACACUACUUGAGUAUUAAAUCAAAUUAUAAAUCACAUAAAAUGGCAAAAAAAUCACAUAGCUUGGAUGAUAUCAUUGAAUCCGUUGCGGGUGAUUUCCUAAACAUGCUGGCCAUGGAGAAUGGUUCAUUCGGCUCAGGUUGUGGUGGUGAUCCCCAGUCUCCCAGAGAGCAGCUUUUGAGACAGUUUGAACAAGAAGCACUAGCUUCAGGUGAUUUUACUUUUGACUUUGAUGCCAAUGGGGAGGAAUUGGGGACAGAUACACUUGAAGAUGGCUUCGGGUAUAGUGCCGAGGAUUCUGAUUUGUCUUCAAUUAUUCAAGCUGCUGAAGAGGAGUAUGCAACAGAGCACCAGUCAAUAAUGCAGAGAAGGAAGGCCAAACUUCUUGAAGAUUUGGAGACUGACUCAUUGAUGCAACAAUGGGGUUUAAAUGAGAGGGACUUUGAAAAUUCUCCGCGAACUUGGUCUGGUGGGUUUGGAAGCCCAAUUGAACUGUGUGACAAUGAACCAUCCAUGCUGCCUUCAAUUGGACAAGGACUUGGUUCAUUUGUUCAAACUAGGGGUGGAGGAUUUUUGAGGUCCAUGCGCCCUUCCCUCUUCGUGAAUGCUAAAAAUUGCGGAAACCUCAUCAUUCAGGCUUCUAAUCCAGUUGUUCUACCUGCGAAAAUGGGUAACGACAUAUUGGAGAUACUGCUGCAUGUGGCAUCUUCUGGAGUUGAAGAUCUGUGUGAUCAUAUCUAUAAAUUAAUGCCUUUGAAAGAUAUCACUGGAAAAUCCAUCAAGCAUAUUUUGCGGGAUCAUAGAACCCCCAAGGGGGCUCUUCAGAGACAGGGAUCAUGGGAAGAUUUGUUUGAAGAAUGUCCACAAGGUUAUUUAACAGACGAAAGCAUGGGUUUGGAUUUUGUGCCUCUAGAAGCUAUAGCUCCUAUGACUAUUGAUAAGAUUGAAGCCCUUUUGAUAGAAGGGUUGAGAACACAGUAUGACAUGUCGAACGAGCAGGCACCAUCAUACAUCCAUUCGCAACAUACAAACACGCCUGACUUUGGAGACAUAAGAGCCAACAUGAGAAGGUAUCCCACAUUAGAAAAAGUUACUAAAUUGCAGUUAGAAGAUAGUGGUGAAAUUUACAAUGAUGUUGAUGGAUUGAUGGGUCUGUCACUAACAUUGGACCAGUGGUUGAGGUUAGAUUCUGGCAUUAUCGAUGCAGAUCAGAAUUUGGGGAAAAUGUUGAAGAUCCUUAAAGCACACCAUUGUAAAAUCCCAGAAAUAGAUGAUGACAGGUUGAAAAAUGCAGUGGACGAGGUAAAAACGUGCGGCGAAAAGCACGGACUCCUGGGGAAUCACAUAACAGUGGCUUUUAUGAUCCAGCUUAGAGAUCCACUGCGAAAUUAUGAACCGGUUGGCGUUCCAAUGCUGGUUUUAACUCAUGUGGAAAGAGCUGACACACAUGCUAUGCAGCAAGACCACAGCAACUUUCUUGCGAGACAGGAAAAGGGAAUGGAGGAUGACGAAACCUCUCGGUUCGGAUUUAGAAUCAAGGAGAUUGAUCUUGCAGGAAUCAUUACCAAAGCUGGAAAGACGCACCUUUGGGGUACAGCGGCUCAGCAGCAAUCUGGGUACCGUUGGUUGCUUGCGAGUGGCGUGGGGAGUACUGUCAAACAUGCAUCUUCAAAAUUGAAGGCAAUUGUUAGAUCUUCUCCAUUGAUUACCAAGAAGCUGCUGAAUCAGGAUGUACUUUGGAGCAUUUCUUAUGUUGAUAACAACAUGAGGACUAAUGGUAAAGAGUUGGCAGCUGAAAAUGUACACAUUCGGAACCCUGAUGUCCUCUUUCCAAGUUGAACUAUAUCAAAUCAUUUUACAAUUCUGUUUUAACCAAUUUCAUAAAUUUCUCCAUGUAGAUAGUUAUACGGGUACAUCCACCAAGUGUUAAGUCUAUAAGAGUCAGUUAGCUCAAUUUUUUUUUUUGUUAUUAAUCAUAUUGAAUCUUCUGGCUUCCUGGGAAAUGACCCUUUUUUCUUUCAAUAUCCCUUUCUGUUUUUGGAGAUGUACAUACAUGCACUCAAAUUUAAGGAAUAGAGUAGAGUUAUCUGGUA
Messenger RNA from Lotus japonicus, 3759 nucleotides. Its product is annotated as protein PLASTID MOVEMENT IMPAIRED 1-RELATED 1-like. The coding region runs from base 266 to 3505 and encodes 1079 amino acids. NCBI's taxonomy places the organism in Eukaryota, Viridiplantae, Streptophyta, Magnoliopsida, Fabales, Fabaceae. The transcript has 3 exons. The record is from RefSeq and is a predicted model, not a curated record.